Messenger RNA from Macrosteles quadrilineatus (aster leafhopper), 5059 nucleotides. RefSeq lists its product as uncharacterized. The record is from RefSeq and is a predicted model, not a curated record. The coding region runs from base 227 to 637 and encodes 136 amino acids. NCBI's taxonomy places the organism in Eukaryota, Metazoa, Arthropoda, Insecta, Hemiptera, Cicadellidae. The transcript has 3 exons.
AUACAUCACCAACCACUAACCUUUCUCCAAUCUCUCAACACUAUGCAUGGUAUUUUUCGUGAAAAGGCCCAGGCUCUCCAGUGCAUUGAGCACAACAAUAUAGCAAUCGCAGCAACGCGGAGACCAACAACCCGAAGCUACCUGAAGGUUAUGCAAGAUCAGGUAGAUGUGUGCACUAAAUUGAGUCAAUCAGAAAGACAUAUCAGUCUCUAGAAAAUCAAUUACAAUGGAGGAAACCGAUAGUACAUCUAAAGAAGCAGAGCACUUUACAGAUAAAGGUCAAGCAAUAACUAAACAAAUCAACAGGCUGAAAAAAGAGGAUGAUGAGGAGCAGUGGAUAUCGGGCGAAGAGUUGAACACAGAUGGCAGUAGUGACGAAGAAGGGAAAAAAGGAGUUAGAAGGAGAAAAAGAGAACACAAAGGUGCAAGGCCCAAAGAAAAACAGAGUUCCAAGGACCUGGAAUCUAUUCCAAAACCUCCCCUUGUGGUCCCUCCUCAGCUUGAUAGUGACGGAGAAGAGCCAAUUGACAUAUCCUGGAAACCUAAGCGCGGGAGCAUCAAACUGCCUCACAUGACAAAAGAUUUAAGCUUGAAUACUUCUAGCACUAGUGCUAGUGCUGAACCCAUCGCAGAAUAAUUUGAGUAAGAGAAACAAUUCCUUUAAGCCUCAAAGGCACGGUUUGAAAUGUUGCAUUUAUUAUGAUUGUUAACAUUGCUGGAAAGUAUAAAAAAAAUUCGCUAAAAGGGAGACAGAUUGAAAAAGCUCCCUUUGAUUUGUUUAAUAAGCCUUAACUUUGUUAUGUGACUGUAUUAUAUUUAUUUUAUAGUAAAAAUAUACAUAACUUUAUUGUAAUCAUAUUAGUUUUUAAACACUUGAGUAUUAUAUUUGUGAUAAUUUGUCUUAUUUAAGUUACUAGAACUUAGUUAUUGAUCAGAGAAAACUCUAUACAGUCUCUCUAAACAUUUUAUAUAAAAAUUCGACAUUGUUAGUUGUGCGUCCCUCAUAGUGUUGUGUUAUUGUUGUAAAAUUUGUGUCAUUUAGCCUAUCCAAAUAAUUAAAAAAUGAUCAAAUUUUAAUUUUAAUAUUAAUUCAGUAUUAUUUAAUGUAUUGCAUUUCCAUUUCAAAAAAAUUAUCAGCACAAUAAAAGUGUAUUCGGUUGAUCACAAAAAAUAGUAGCUUAAGCUUAAGGAAGUAUGGAAGGUGGUGUAGACAUUUCCAGGCAAUGCAUCUUCUAGGCGGGUUACACAUUGGUUGUGUACACACAUUGCGUCUAUGACUUGUUUUGCAUCUGAGACAUUUCACUCAUAAAACCAACCAGUAAAUUACCAAAUAAAAGCUUACAAACUCCAUUCAAAAGACAUUCAUGUUACCUUCAAUUCCAUAUGACUUGACAUGUGAGGUAAUACACAACACAGUGUCUAACAGUGUCUAACCUGCCUUAAGGCCCCUUUUUUACGGCGCUUCGGGCAUUGUACAUUGCAUUGAAUGAGAGUUUGUAAACACAAUGUUCGAUGACAGCUUGAUGUACAUACUCUAAAACACAACGCCAUAGCUUUCAUUCGCUGGGGGAUAGCCUUAAAAUUCAUUGAAGCCAUUUAUAAACAGCGUAGUUUGGUGCACUUUCUGGCGGGCAAGUGUCCACUCUGCUCAAUCAAUUGUAAUGUGGUACUGACUUUAAUGUCACUGCUAUUUAUUUCUUCAGGUUGAAAAAAUAAAGACCUUCAAGAAGCUGUUGUCUAUAACCAAGUAUGUUUUGCACCUUAACAUUUACCGUACUUCAUUAAAAGGUGCCACUUUCAUACGAAAGUAGUUGUGCAACUUUUCAUCAUGUUUCACAACUCGAAGUAUAGAAAGCUCUCCUCAAAGGCUGUACAGCAUUGAUAGAGUGAACUAACUACCUCCUCUUCUUCCUUUGUUUCCUUUACACUUAUACCAAAACACUGGUCUGACAGGCCCACGGGAAUUUUUAAAAACACAUGUUGGCAAAACUGUUUACUUGGGGGAUUCCAGUCCCUCAAUACCUCCCCUACCUGUUGAUAUAUUUUUUGUUCAUUUUGCGUGGGUGCCGUGACCUUGACAGGUUGUUCAUAACUUGCCCGUCUCAGAAGCCCAGCGUUAGUGUAUUUUAAAGCGGGAUCAAAACCCAUGGUUUUGGUUUGUGUGUUUCUAAGCGGGGUCCAUUAUUUUCAAAUGGGAGUUUCGGUUAGCGUCAGCCUGGAUAGGGUUUCGGUAUUAGUGUUAAAAAAAUAGGUAAAUAAUAAUUAAUCAGGUCCAUUUCAACAACUUUGUGAACAAUGUGUAUGUGAACUACUUGGCUAGUGGCUUAAUCUGCUACUUCCGCCCGAUGUCCGUCAAACGACCUGACAUCAUUUGGCACUGGAAAGGGGCGAUACAUUUUGGUGCGUUGCCCAACGGGCUGUAUAAAAAGCCAAAGAUUGCUAAAGACUACUUAAUAUCCUACCUGUAAUCUAAUAGGAAAAUCCUUAUAGUUUUUGUAACUAGAGGUUUACAAUCAAAUAAAAUAUAUGUAUGUUGGGUUGCCUGUUUUGUGCAUGAAGGUGUUGUGAAAAUCUAAAGCCCAGUCCUCCUAGGCGCGGGAGCGGAGCGCGAAGAGAGGAGUGCAGAGAGCGGACUCCUCUUGUCUUAGGUAAUUUAAUGUUACUGUUUUCCUAGAAGUGGAACAGAAUACCAUGUUAAUCGCCCUCCGCUCUCCGCACUCCUCUUCCGCGUCUAGGAAAACCCGGCUUAACUCUAACACACAGAUCAGAAUUAAAUAAUUAUAGUAGGUUUUUUAGGAAGUGCUAAAUGUGUUUUGAGAGGUGCCUUAGUGAUGGGGACAAAAUUUCAUCAUGUUGCUAUUGUAAAGUUGUUUCAACAAAGAAAACUUUGAUUCCUUCUUUUGAGUGCUGUCACAUUAAAUAUUUUGACAAAGAGCAAAUUAGAUCAUUUUAAGAUCGAACCAGCAGUCAGUGGUUUUGUUUGAAGGCGAGUUCAUUAACCAGUCAGUCAUUAAAAUUCUAAAUUGUUAUUCUUUAAAUAACGGAACAGUUGGUUUGGAUACGUUUUUAUGAAUACUCACAUGUCCAAUUAGUCUAUAAGAUUAGCAAUAAAGUAGGUAGUUUUUAUUUUGCCCAUGUAAACAUAGUAUAUCAGCUGGGUGCCCUAUAUUAUAUCAUUGUAAUCAUUUUCAGGGGCCUGUUUCAUAAAAACUACAAACUAAUAUUAGUAAAUCAGCUGAUCACCCAAUGAAAAAUUAAUAGAAAUUACAAGUUACAACUUGUAACUAAAUCACAGAGCAUAGAAUAAAUAUAAAGGCGGCACUUGCCAUCUGGAGUGAAGCAGGUUUUUCGCAACAAGAUGGGGGCCGCCCCGGUCUGCAUCUAUAUAUUUAAUAUGCUAGGCAUAUUUUUGUCAUAAUUGUUUUGGAGCGGUGGUGCUACUGAUCACCAUGUCCAAGGUAUCGUUAGAAAGGUCUUAGCAUGUAGUUUUGCCAUCAAACAAAAUAACUUUGGAAUUCCAUCGGCUCUGCCCCAGUGGCCUUCAAAGAUCCCAUGUUAUUCUGAGGGAGAAAAUGUUUGUUCACAUUCGAACAUAUGAAUACUUUGAAAUUGACACUAAUAUUUGAAACACCUGGUUAUACUAAAAUAUGAGACAUGUGCUAUAAGGAUUUAUUAUUAGUUGAAAAGAUUGAUGUUUCACUGUUUUAAACCAGUUUUUAUUUGCACAAAAUCAAAACAUAACAAAAAAAUGUUCGACAUAAUGGAGACUAUAAGACGUCGACCAGGAAGGCCAAUAGGAGGAGGCCGACGAACUUUAACGAAAUACAAAUAAUACUGUUGUUGUUAAUAGCCGAAUACAGCUAGCACCCUUCCAUGUUGGGUUUAAGUGUGCUCUCCAACAGCCACCUGAAGAUUUCACAUUCAAUUUAGGACUGCUGGAUAAUCGCUGCAUAAGCUGUUGAUUUUGGAAGACAAGGAGGCCGGUAGGACUACAUCGGAAACAAGAUGAGAGGAGAUAUUAGAUGAGUAGCAAAUGCGUUGGGUGCAGAGUGUUUUAUGUUAAUGUUUAAAAGGUAAACGUUCGGCUAUAUACCUAACAUCAGAAAGAGACUGGAACAAGAUUGGGAGAUGGGCCAUUAUGAAACGCAGUUUGUCACAGGACAUGGAAAAUUUCAAGGCAAAUUUGUGGCGAUUUCACCUGGUGGAAGAGGAAGUAUGUAGAUGUGGAGAAAUAAAAGCCACGAGUCACGUAUUUAUAGAUUGUUCACUUCGGGAGACAAAUAGGAGAGAACAGGAAUAAGUCUUGGAUAAGAGAUGUCUAGAGAUGAGAAAAUAAAACAUGAUGAGUGACAAGGAAACAAUUGAGACGUUUACAAAAGUAGUUAGGGAAAUAGGAAAAACCAGGGAUACAUACAGGCUUUUAAAUUUAAAAAGAGAAAUAAACAAAAACUGAGACAGAAAAGGAAUGAAAACUUGCCCAUGAAGGGGACAGGAAAGGUUAGAGCGAAUAUCAAUGAUCCCUAUCGCUCAGGGCGGUAUGGGGAAGGGAGUCGUGCUGUUAGGCUUUUGGAAACAUAAUGUGUCUGGAUUAGGAUUGAAAGUGGCUGAAGCCUAAAAAGAAAGAAGAUUUUCACGGGGAAUUGGCCUGGCAAAUAAGUCCCAGACUUAAGCCAGGGGUGGUGGUGGGAACGAGAAGUUUGCUACAAACAUUUACUGACUUGGUUGAAAUGAAAUAUUUACUAUUUGAAUUUGGGUUGGUGUAAAUAUUACAAUGGAAAAAAGCAAGAGAGCCUAGAUAAUUUUAUAUACUUAAAAUAAAACUGAAUUAACACUGUGCUGCAUUUCUUAGUAAUCAUUGAAAGAGCCGAUUUGCAAACUAUGGAAACAUAGGAACGUCAUAGAACACCACCAAGGAGAAGAAAUAGAAAUGUUUUUUUUAAGAAUGUAUAAUUGUUAUUAUGGACAACCUUAUGCGGCUAUGAAGAAAACACUAGGCUAUUUACAAGAAAUGUUGAUUAUAUCGAUCUGUUAUGUACAUCUUGAGUAUUUCCAUGAUCUU